Raphanus sativus (radish) is the source of this 531-nucleotide messenger RNA. RefSeq lists its product as uncharacterized. The record is from RefSeq and is a predicted model, not a curated record. Lineage: Eukaryota; Viridiplantae; Streptophyta; Magnoliopsida; Brassicales; Brassicaceae. Bases 1 to 531 code for a protein of 176 amino acids. The transcript has 6 exons.
AUGGACACUUGGAAUCAGACAGAGGAUAUAACCGUCUCUGAGCUUUUGUCUUCCACCCAGAUUGGAAAAUGCAAGGUUGUGGCUACAAUCUAUGCCAUAGAUACCAACUAUGCAUGGUUUAAGCUGCAUUUGAAGGUUAAAGAUGAUACAGUUGAAACAAAAUUGAUUCUUCUUGAUUGGAUUGCUACCCCACUGUUAGGAGUUAAAGCUGAUAAAAUUUUGGAUGGUUCAUUGGAAGAGCUAGAGGAUCCUGAGAUGUUCCUUCCAUGUAUCAUCGACGUUGUUGGGAAGACAUUUAAGUUUGGUGUUGAUGAGAUGCUAUUACAGAGACCAGGGCAUCAACACAUUCUGUUUCUGAGUGACGAGAGUUCUGCCUUGGUGAAGACUCCUUCUAAGCGAUCACAAUAUGAGUUAGGAGACCUGACAGACACCAACUCAACAUCAAAGAAGCGGCCUACAAAAAGUAUCAAAGUAGAAAAGAUGAGCAAUGAAGAACUGAGCUUAAAGAAGAGUGACUACCGCAACAAAUGA